Molecule: messenger RNA, 1434 nt
Organism: Diceros bicornis minor
Lineage: Eukaryota; Metazoa; Chordata; Mammalia; Perissodactyla; Rhinocerotidae
Gene: KCNS2
Product: potassium voltage-gated channel modifier subfamily S member 2
Exons: 1
Coding region: 1-1434 (477 amino acids)
Biological process (GO): potassium ion transmembrane transport; protein homooligomerization; regulation of delayed rectifier potassium channel activity
Cellular component (GO): voltage-gated potassium channel complex; membrane
Molecular function (GO): protein binding; voltage-gated potassium channel activity
Source: RefSeq, a predicted model, not a curated record
AUGACCGGCCAGAGCCUGUGGGACGUGUCGGAGGCCAACGUCGAGGAUGGAGAGAUCCGCAUCAACGUAGGAGGCUUCAAGAGGCGGCUGCGCUCGCACACACUGCUGCGCUUCCCCGAGACGCGCCUGGGCCGCCUGCUGCUCUGCCACUCGCGCGAGGCCAUUCUGGAGCUCUGCGAUGACUACGACGACGUCCAGCAUGAGUUCUAUUUUGAUCGCAACCCCGAGCUCUUCCCCUAUGUGCUGCAUUUCUACCACACCGGCAAGCUUCACGUCAUGGCGGAGCUGUGCGUCUUCUCCUUCAGCCAGGAGAUCGAGUACUGGGGCAUCAACGAGUUCUUCAUCGACUCCUGCUGCAGCUACAGCUACCACGGCCGCAAAGUGGAGCCCGAGCAGGAGAAGUGGGACGAGCAGAGCGACCAGGAGAGCACCACGUCCUCCUUCGAUGAGAUCCUGGCCUUCUACAACGACGCCUCCAAGUUCGACGGGCAGCCCCUGGGCAACUUCCGCAGGCAGCUGUGGCUGGCGCUGGACAACCCUGGCUACUCAGUUCUGAGCAGGGUCUUCAGCGUCCUAUCUAUCCUGGUGGUGUUGGGGUCCAUCAUCACCAUGUGCCUCAACAGCCUGCCAGACUUCCAAAUCCCCGACAGCCAGGGCAACCCUGGCGAGGACCCCAGGUUCGAAAUCGUGGAGCACUUUGGCAUCGCCUGGUUCACCUUUGAGCUGGUGGCCAGGUUUGCUGUGGCCCCUGACUUCCUCAAGUUUUUCAAGAAUGCCCUAAACCUUAUCGACCUCAUGUCCAUCGUCCCCUUUUACAUCACUCUGGUGGUGAACCUGGUGGUGGAGAGCUCGCCUACCUUGGCCAACUUGGGCAGGGUGGCCCAGGUCCUGAGGCUGAUGCGGAUUUUCCGCAUCUUAAAGCUGGCUAGACACUCCACUGGCCUCCGCUCCCUGGGGGCCACCCUGAAAUACAGCUACAAAGAAGUAGGGCUGCUUUUGCUCUACCUGUCCGUGGGGAUUUCUAUCUUCUCCGUAGUGGCCUACACCAUUGAAAAGGAGGAGAACGAGGGCCUGGCCACCAUCCCUGCCUGCUGGUGGUGGGCCACAGUCAGCAUGACCACUGUGGGGUAUGGGGAUGUGGUCCCAGGGACCACGGCAGGGAAGCUGACCGCCUCUGCCUGCAUCCUGGCAGGUAUCCUAGUGGUAGUCCUGCCCAUCACCUUGAUCUUCAAUAAGUUCUCCCACUUUUAUCGGCGCCAAAAGCAACUCGAGAGUGCCAUGCGUAGCUGUGACUUUGGAGAUGGAAUGAAGGAAGUCCCUUCCAUCAAUUUAAGGGACUACUAUGCCCAUAAAGUUAAAUCCCUCAUGGCAAGCCUGACAAACAUGAGCAGGAGCUCCCCAAGCGAACUAAGUUUAAAUGAUUCUCUACAUUAG